This is a messenger RNA of Kwoniella mangroviensis CBS 8507, 996 nucleotides long. Its product is annotated as proliferating cell nuclear antigen (pcna). Gene Ontology annotation, molecular function: DNA polymerase processivity factor activity; DNA binding. The record is from RefSeq and is a predicted model, not a curated record. Gene Ontology annotation, biological process: regulation of DNA replication; leading strand elongation; mismatch repair. Lineage: Eukaryota; Fungi; Basidiomycota; Tremellomycetes; Tremellales; Cryptococcaceae. Gene Ontology annotation, cellular component: PCNA complex. The transcript has 7 exons. Bases 1 to 996 code for a protein of 331 amino acids.
AUGCUAGAAGCCAGAGUCAAACAAGCAGCAGUGUUGAAAAAGCUCUUAGAUGCUAUCAAAGAAUUGGUCACAGAUGGUAACCUCGAUUGUACCGAUGAGGGUAUCGCCCUUCAAGCGAUGGACAACUCCCACGUAGCGUUGGUAUCCCUCAAACUCGUCGCUGAGCAAUUCGAAUCUUAUCGAUGUGAUCGAAAUAUGCCAUUGGGUGUUAACCUCACCUCCCUCACUAAAAUCCUCAAAUGUGCCAAAGAUCAAGACGUCGUGACUCUCAAAGCACCUGAUGAUGCCGAUUCGCUUGGUUUGGUAUUCGAAUCGCCAAAGGAAGAUCGAGUAGGUGAAUACGAAAUGAAACUUAUGGACAUCGACCAAGAACACUUGGGUAUACCCGACACGCAGUACGACGCGACCAUCACCAUGUCUUCUUCAGAGUUCCAACGGAUCUGUCGAGAUUUAGCUGCUUUGGGUGAAUCAGUCAAAAUCGAAGCUUCAAAGGAAGGUGUCAGGUUCAGUUCAGAAGGUGAAGUUGGAAAUGGUAGUGUUUUACUCAAACAAUCUGCCGGUACCGAUCGAUCUGGCGGAUCUUCAUCCAAGAAGGCAGUCAAGAGAGAUCCAGAUGAAGAGGAUGAAGAGGAGAUUGAAGAGGAUGAGAAACCUGAGAUUGACGAUGAAGAAGGUGAGGACGAACAAGAUGAUGAAGAUCGAUCUAAAAAGAGAAAAUCCAACGGUAAAUCAAAGACCGCCAAAAAAGCCAAAAAGGACGAAUCGACAUCUGAAGAUAUCGGAGUAUCCAUCAUCCUCGAGAAACAAGUUUCUUUAACGUUCUCCUUGAAAUACCUAACGAAUUUCGCCAAAUCCGCACCAUUGGCUAGAGAAGUCAGUUUACACAUGUCAAACGAUGUGCCGCUCUUGGUUCAGUUCGAUUUCGAACAAGGGACUUUACAGUUCUUCUUGGCCCCCAAGGUGGGUUUGAGCUCUUUAAGAGAUACCGAUAUAUGA